AUGGACUUACCGAUACACGUUAUAGAAGCAUGUGAAAAUGCUAAUGAAGGUAUAACAGAAGAAGAGAUUCUAAAUGAACCACUUUUAGAAGAAGGCCCUUUACUUUCAUAUGCCUAUGUUGCAUCAAACGAUAUAAUACAUAGAAUUUUUGUGGAAGAGAUAAUAAGAGCAGUUGCUGAGUCUGAUUCAAGUAACAUGAGUCAACUUUCUAUUGAAUCCAGUAAAUCAUUAGAUCCGGUAUAUGAUGUACCGCUGCGAGAAUCAGGUAAAGAAAGUCCAAGUAAAAGUACAGAGAAAGAUGGUCUUUACAGUUUACUUUGGCCACAACCAAAGACUGUUAUUGAAUUGAAAAAUUUUUCUGCACCCUUUAUUGCUGGAAAGAAACUUUUUAUAUCCAUAAUACAGGGUAGUGAAUCUAUACACAGAAUAUUAGAUGUGUGGGAAAUUAGCAGGACUCAUUUAAUAGAGCUGGGCUAUGAUGUAAAAAUUGGUGAAGUGCAUCCUAGUUCUGGCAAAUUACUUAAUGAUAACAGAAUUGAAUGUAUAGUAAAUAAAAAACUAUUUAAUACACCUGAAGGAUAUCAAUUACAUAUUUCGCAAAAUACUAUUAAAGUUAGUGCUGGAAGUUUAGCUGGAUUACACUAUGCAGUUUGUACUUUUGUACAAAUUUUACGAUUAAGCAAAAAUCAUAAUAAAUCAGAAGCAUGUGAAAUCGAACCUGUUUUUAUAAAAGAUGAGCCAAGAUUUACGCAUCGCGGUAUAUUGUUAGACAUCUCGCCGAGAGGACGUAUACCCACGUUAGAAUAUUUGUUACAUAUGAUCGAUUUGUGGUCGUCCUUUAAAAUAUCUUACUUGCAUUUAUAUUCAAGGCUUACUCCAAAUUGUGAUUGGCAAUUAUGUUAUUCAAAAUCAGAAAUGGUUACACUCGAUCGUUACUGCAGAGAUCGACAUUUGGAUCUAGUUCCAACUUUGGAUGUUGAUUCUAAUGUAGGUCAGCAUCAUUUGUCUCAAAUGUGGCCUAUAUUCCAAGAAUUAUUAGCAGUAUUUCCAAGUUUAAGUUAUAUCCAUGUUGGACCUAGGUUGGCUAAUUUACUCGUUCAAGCGGAUAAUUUUGAUUUAAAUUUAUCAGUCAAUGAAACUAUAGAAACAGAUAUGUCAGAGGUGUUUAAAUCAUAUUCAUGUCUUCAAGAAUUGUGGCAUAUUUUAAAUUUAAGUUCAAAUACAACUUUGUUACUCUGUUCAAAUGGAUUACAUUCUAAAGCAGAAUUUCAUAACAUACCUACCAAUAUCAUUCUUGUUGAAUACGGAUUUCAGGCCGAUUAUGAUUUUUCUGAAUGGACAGAAGCAUUUAGAAUAGCAGGUGGUAAUGUAUUACCCAGUUCUGGAACAGCAAGUUAUAAUAGUUUAGCAGGAUGUCCAGCAUCAACUUAUGCAAAUACAAAGAAUGCAAUAAAAACAUCUCUUGUGCAAGAUUCAGUGGGUAUAGUUGUAGCUCACUGGUCUGGGAGACACCAUCUUACUCCCCAUCCUUUUGCUUGGAUUGGAUAUUUAAUAGCAGCAGGUUUGGCAUGGAAUCCAACUAGUGAGGUAGAUAUAGGAAUUGAUGAUAAUUAUGAAAUGUCUGAAGCCUUUGGAUCAAGGCAAAAAAGUAUUACAAAGUUGUUGGAUAUUCAUGUUUUCCAAGAUUCAGAAUAUAAGAUUGGUAAUGCAAUAUUAGAAUUGGGACGUUUAGAUACUCUAGUACUUACUUUGAGUAAGAAUCAAGGAACAAAGGAUUUACAACAAAUUCCUGAUAAUCGGGGAUCCACCUUGUACAGACUAUUGACAGAUUCAGAUAAUGUAAAUUUAGAAUACCUUUCAGCUGAUUUAUUUGCAAAAGUAACAAAACAAGUUAAACGUAUUUCGCAUUCGUUGUAUGAAGCUAAUUUAUCGUCAAAAUUUUCAUUAAUGGAAAUACAAGAGCUUCAAUUGACCGCUGGUUUAAUGUUAACUGCAUGUCAAAUCGGCAGAACAUUAAUUGGCGUUGGUGUUAAUCCUAAUAGUAAUAUGGGUCUGGCAGUAAUUAAUUUAGGAGUAUGUAAUCUGCCACCUACAUUUAGAACUGAUGUAGCAAAUAAAAUGUUGGCUCACAUAGAGCAAUAUAAAGGUUCGUGGUUGCAAAGGCAUUUACCUGAGGGCCUUCAAAGCUCUUUACUAAUCUUGACUAGUGCUUUACAUAGGUUUGUGCCAGAAACGUAAUAUUUUGAGCUUCAGAAGUAUGAUUUUUCAUAUUAAUAUAUAAAAUGAAUAUUAGCUCCUGCUAUACAAGACUGCAGGUACAUACUGCGUUAA
This is a messenger RNA of Habropoda laboriosa, 2331 nucleotides long. RefSeq lists its product as uncharacterized. Gene Ontology annotation, biological process: glycosaminoglycan metabolic process; carbohydrate metabolic process. The transcript is spliced from 9 exons. Gene Ontology annotation, cellular component: membrane. Lineage: Eukaryota; Metazoa; Arthropoda; Insecta; Hymenoptera; Apidae. Gene Ontology annotation, molecular function: beta-N-acetylhexosaminidase activity. The record is from RefSeq and is a predicted model, not a curated record. Bases 1 to 2238 code for a protein of 745 amino acids.